ACUGAAGAAUGUCAGAAAAAAUAUAAGUAACCUCAAUUUUUUGGAUAUUUUUUCUUAAAUUCUUGAAAUAGUUUCCACCACUUUAAUUAGCAAUCAGGACCUGAUUUUGUAUCUAAUUUAGCUACAACUGGUGAAACUAGGUAGACUGAAACUAGGUAUUUGCGUAGGCGAUUAGGAUCCUGUGAUUAGUGUUUGCAUUUUUGUAGCGCUUGGCGCCGCAAUUGUGACGUAAAUAUAAUAUUAUUUUCAAUUUAAACUUUGACGCAAUAAAAAUAGAAGUCUGAUUAUUGCAAAGCUACCAUGUUUUUAAGAAGGCCAUUAUUUGUAAGUUACCUAAGUCAAAGAUUUCAACAGACCCAAGUCAAAGUAGUGUCCAAAGUUAAAGAACCCCAGGUCCCUUUGGGUCAGUUAGCUUUAGGACCAGUUUUUAGAAAUGCUAGAUUAUUUCCUGGUAAUGUAGCUGUACGAGAUAGAGUUGCAGCUUAUACCUACGCUAACAUUUUUAUGAGUGCAAAUGAGUUAUCUAAAGAAAUCAGUGCAAAAUUAGAAGGAAGGAUCAAUGAAAGAGUUUUAUUUCUGUGUCCUAAUGAUGUACAAUAUGUAAUUACUUUAUGGGCAAUAUGGAUGUCUGGACAAAUAGCGGUACCUGUUAGUCCUCUACAUCCGAAAAGUCUUCUUAUGUAUUAUGCCAAUGAUUCUAAUUCAAAAUUGAUUAUUACUGUACCAGAAUAUGCAGAUCUGAUGUCUAGAGUUGCUAAUAAUGCUAGUACAAAAUUACAAGUGCUUGAUGAUAGACUUAAAUUGAAUUGUACUCUUAUGCUGGCUAACAAACCUGACGAUUUAGAAGGUGGUCGUCCAGAUACUUUUUAUAAUAAAUCAAAUGCUUUGAUAUUGUAUACUAGUGGCACUACAGCCAAUCCAAAAGGUGUAGUCUUGUCCUAUAAAAACCUCUCAGCUCAAGCAGCAUCUCUGUUAGAUGCAUGGAGGUGGAAUACGGAUGAUGUCUUGCUGCAUACGUUACCACUUCAUCAUAUUCAUGGCAUAGUCAAUUCUUUGUUAUGCCCACUGUACGCUGGAGCUAAGACAGUUAUGUUGAAAAAAUUCAAUGCAAAUACUGUUUGGUCAUAUUUAUUAGGAGUUACUGCUAGACCAGAAGACAGAAGAAUAACUCUGUUUAUGGGAGUUCCCACUAUGUAUUCAAAAUUAGUGGAGGAAUAUGAACGAGUGUUUAAAGAAGAUCCUAAAAUGGUGGAGUAUAUAAAGAAUACACUAAAAUCAAAAAUACGAUUGAUGGUUAGUGGAUCAGCACCCCUCUCACAACCACUAUUCAAUCGCUGGUUAGAUAUUACUGGGCAUAGAUUAUUAGAGAGGUAUGGAAUGACAGAAACUGGUAUGAUUUUAUCAAAUCCCUAUGACGGUGACAGAGAACCAGGUUAUGUUGGUGUACCUUUACCGGGAGUGUCAGUUAAAAUUGCCAAAGAACCUGUUGAAAAUGAAUCCAUAAAGACUCUGGUUGAGUGCAGCAACAUAGAUGGUACCGUGGUCAUUCAGAAAAAUGGUCAAAAAGAUGCUCAAGGCAACGAUCCCACGGGCGAGCUGUUAGUUCGUGGGGACGCCAUUUUUACAAAAUACCACGACCGCCCAGACACCACGAAACAGGAAUUCACGCUCUCCGGGUGGUUCAAAACCGGAGACGUUUGUCAGUACUCUGUAGAAAAGAAGAAGUUUAAAAUUCUCGGCCGCAAAUCAAUAGACGUGGUUAAAAGCGGCGGCCACAAAAUUAGUACCUUAGAAAUCGAAUCGGCGCUCUUAGGCUGUCCUGAAGUUAAAGACUGCGCUGUCGUAGGACUCCCUGAUGAAAAAUGGGGCCAAAAAGUAGCCGCGGUAGUCGCUACAACUCACAAAAUCGAAAAUAGUACUGAAAUUAUUGAAAAACUAAGAAUAUACGCUGAGGAAAGGUUGCCCAGGUACGCGGUGCCGAAGGAAUGGAAAUUUGUAGAAAAAAUAACGAAGAACGCUAUGGGAAAAGUCGAUAAAAAAUUCCUGAUUAGGUCUCUUUUUGGAGAACCGUGAUUCUGAAAUUUUCUGAUCUGUGAGGUUGUUAAUUGGUUGCAAGUGGGGCUUUAAUACUUUUUGGAUUGUCGCCCCCAAAAGAUAGGAUACUAUUGACUUCGUUCACCCCUUUUCUUCUUCAUCUUCGUCGUUUUUGUCCAUAUUUUAUUUGUGUUCUUUAAAUUUAACAAAGCUUCCUCUUCACAAGAUGUAGUAACAUUUUUUACUAGCUCAAAUUGAAUUUAAAAGAUUUGUACUGCCAUUUCAUAUAGAGAAGAGCAAAACUGAAAUUCUCUGAAUAACCAUGAAAAGCGAUGGCAGGUUGCAAUUGCGAUUUUAGAUCUCUGCGAUUGAAUCAAAGUUUGCGAUUUCUUGCUCAUAUAUAAUUUUAUAGCUCCUCUAUGUCAGAGAGAGUUGGACUGAUAAAUGCAUACUCAAUACAUUUAUUUGUUCAUAAAUGUGAACUAAUUAUUUGUUCCAAAUUUCCGGUAGGAGAUAU
Molecule: messenger RNA, 2551 nt
Organism: Sitophilus oryzae (rice weevil)
Lineage: Eukaryota; Metazoa; Arthropoda; Insecta; Coleoptera; Curculionidae
Product: malonate--CoA ligase ACSF3, mitochondrial-like
Exons: 8
Coding region: 301-2073 (590 amino acids)
Biological process (GO): fatty acid metabolic process
Molecular function (GO): medium-chain fatty acid-CoA ligase activity
Source: RefSeq, a predicted model, not a curated record